ACGUAGCAUUGUAUACAUGCAACAUGGUCGAUUGUGGGAAUAUACGAUGCGUCCAAGAGAGAAAGUCUUUCAAGAAAGAAUUGUUGUCUUGGAGUAAAAAAGUUCCCAUCGCCGUCGGUCUAGAAAGAAUUGCAGAAGAAUUAGGAGGUCAGGCUCACAUCAAGGAGCUGUUAUUGCCAUUUAAUGACUUGGAAACUGAUGAAAUAGAAGAUUGGGAACCCGACAGGAAGUGUUCAUUCUGCGAAAGUAGGGUACAACUAGUCUUUGAAGCUGUAGAACAACUUAUUGACGAAGCAAAAAAUGGAAAAGGGGUCCAGGACAACGCAAGUAUGCGAUAUCUGCAAGAGAUCCUGCCAUACUGUCCCCAGUUCUACACCCAAAACAUGGGGCGGGAACUACUCGCAGAACUCAAAUCUUCAGGGCAGAAUGUAGAAAACAGUGAACCAGACACCAACGUGCCACAGCAACCCUCCUUGGUAGAACUUAAGAUCCCACAUAUAGUCACCCAGGCAAGUAAGCACAAGAAGGAGAAUAUCCCGAACUGUAAAAAGAACUACACAGAUGAUGAGCUCACAGAGGCUGUGUCCGAGAUACAAAAUGGCAAACUAGGAACAAGACGGGCCUCUGCUCUCUACGGAAUCCCUCGCUCAACGCUCCGUAACAAAAUAUUCAAAAUGGAUGCAGACAAACUGACCCUGUUGCAUGAGGAUGGUUUGGAUGAUGAAGAUAGCCAGGAAUCUGGUAUAAAAUGGUCAGAGCUCAUUCAGGGCAACCUUCUGCCCCUGGCUCUACCUCAACUUCCUCCGACACUCCCGUGUGAUUUGAAAGAGACCAAGAAAGUUGAGACAGAUGAAAACACUGAAAGGAAGUUAGACACCAUCCGUAAGAAACACAACCUGUCUGGGAAGGAGGAGCUUUAUUACGAGAUGUAUGAACACGAACUAAAAAUGCCCAUUUUGAAAGAUAUAAUACGCAAACUCGCAGAGGAAAGAUUAGAAAUGGAGAGAAAUGCCUCAAGGGUUAGAGUUUUAAAACACGACGAGAUCACACUUGAUGGAUUAGGUAGUCUUAAGCGGCCUUCAGUUGGGAGGACUGACGAAGGAUCAGAACCUCCCAUCCCAUCUUACCAAGAUAUCAUCAUUCCGUCCUACAAGUCGACUAGGAGUCCGAUCAAGCAGGAACAUGCCUUUACCAGUUCACUUGAUAAGUUGGAGAACUCUGCUAUUGGUGAUACGUUGAAAGAAAUUAUCAUGAAAACAAUUAGUGAGAAAGUAAAAUGUAAGUCCCACCAAGUGGGUGACCUAGUUUUACAUAAGAGCCAUCACCAGACAUUCCAGCCAAACGGUGCCUCUCCUGCCAAGCAAAUAAAGAAAGAAGACCACGACAAGAAGAAGGGAUCGGUAGAUUCUCCAGGAACUCCCGCCAAAAAGACGCGCCCCAAAAGAGGCCAGUACCGUAAGUAUAAUAGUCAGCUGCUUAUGGAAGCAGUAAAGGCUGUGCAGCGGGGAGAGAUGAGUGUGCAUCGCGCAGGAAGCUACUACGGUGUGCCUCACUCCACAUUAGAAUACAAGGUCAAAGAGCGACACCUCUUGCGACAGAAGAAGAUCAAGGAACAGCAACAACAGAAGGAAGCAGCAUCCGCAUCGGCAGCUACUACCGCUAAGAAGACCUCAGCCUCUGUGGAUGUAGGAGUCACUGGUAGUUCCAGUGGCAGGAGUGGUCAGGGCAGCAAAGCUACCCACAGUGUCAAGGAGGAAGUGUCGAAAAAACUCGAAACGCCGGAAAAAAUGGAAGGAAGCUGUCCAUCGUGGUACACAUCGUAUUUAGUAGGUGCCUCUCACUUGGACGGCUCCCCUGGGCUAGGUUUCCCCUCAGGAUUCGCCUUAAAUACCCCCGCCUCAGAGUUACUGCGUAAACUUCAACACAAGGUUCAGAGUAAGUCGGAUUCUUAUGCCGAGGAUAGUAACUACAGUAAGAGAGGAGUCGGAGCACUCGGAGAUGGCUAUUUCUACAUAAAUUAAGCAGGAUGUCCACUUCCUGCCGUUCCUCUACCUGAACCCGUCUCAGCCAGCUGUUACAGGCACCAAAGUGAUUCUGUUAUUAUUGUGGGAUUAGAUUUUAACUUUAUCUUAAUACUGCCCAUGUAUCUGAUCUGUACCCAGAAUCAACUUAAGGGAAGGGUCUGAUAUCAUUCCACUACAGGGUAUUAUAGGGGGAAAACAACAUAUCUUCAUUAUCUAAAUCAUGAUGUAAUUGGUUACAAUUCAAGCCUAGUCUUGUCCUGGACAGAGUGUUUGGUAUUCACUGCAGUGUUUUUGUUACCUAGAUUUCUGUUCCUACAUGAAUUGGGAAAAUAUAGCAUUACUUGUACUGAAGUUGGGAAUAUAUUCCUCAGUUUUUGGUCAUUUUGGGAAAAUAAAGCACUUUUUAGGUAUGGGAAACGGCCUGUAUUCGGCAGUAAAAUUGAGCAAAAAAAAUCACUGCACUGAUAUAGAAAAAAAUAUUCUCUGUUGAACACUUUACAAAUAGGUGGGUCAUGAAUAUUGUUGAAUAUCUUACAAAUGUUGAACCUGUGUCGAGUUGAAAGUUUGGGGUGUUUUUUAUAAUAUUACUGCAUAAUGGUUUUGUGUAUGACAUUAAGAAAUUCCAGAACACAACAGCAAUAAAAUGUACGUGUGGUUUUUAGGGCGUUUAUAAUUAACUAUCCAUUUAAAGAUUUAGAUAACAAACUGUUGUUCCUAUCACGAGAAGUAAAAUGUCUGUAAUAUAUAAAAAAAAAUAUGUAUGAAACUGACUGAUAUCAAAGAAUGUCUUGGUCUUGUAAUAAUGUCGGGUUUAAAGAGUCGAACAUGUUACAACUAGGCUCAUUAUCUCCCUUUGACAAGCAGUGACACGCUGGCUGAGACAGGUUUUGUCCACAGGAACAACAGCCUUCAGCUGUAUACCUUGCCUAUCAAUGCUCAAAGAUUAUACUUUAUUAAUAUUCAUACAGAAUCUGAGAAAUAUUGCAGAAUCUCUAAAGAUGCCAGCAGGCACUCAAACAUUUCCUAUGUAAGCAGCAGACGUUUGUUCUUACUAAGAUGCAAUAAGAACUCAAAGUUAUUUUAUAAGAUGUUGAUUUUAUUUGGGAGUAUAAUAAUUGUUGCUAAUUUUGCAUUUAUGAAAUGCAGCAUGACAAUAUGUAUUAGUAGGAAACAUGUCAGAAGGUUUCACAAUAAAACAUUACCUGGGAGUUACGUUUAGUAGGGCUUUCUGUAGACCACUGAAAGAAUAUUUUUGAUUCCCCGAAACAAUGAUUGACAGCUGGUGGGUUUGAAAUGGAGCAUGUCUUAUUAACAUGUUUAACUUUACAAAUUUCACAGCCAAAUAUUCUUCUGAAAAUGUCAACUGAAAGCCCUGAUUAAUUGUAUAAAUUGUUCAACGUUCUGCUGUAUCAUUGUCAUCUACAAAAGUUAUACUGUGUUGUGUAUGUGAACAACAAAUACAAGAUAACAAAUACAAAUACAAGACAUUUACAACAAAGUUCUAUUAUUUAAUACAAGACAUUUACAACAAAAUUCUACUAUUAAAUAUAAGACAUUUACAAUAACGUUCUACUAUUUAAUACAAGACAUUUACAACAAAAUUCUACCGUUGAAUACAUGUACAACAAAGUUCUACUGUUCAAUACAAGACAUUAACAACAAAUUUCUACUAUUUAAUACAAGACAUUUACAACAACGUUGUACUAUUUAUUUAAUACAAGACAUUUACAACAACGUUCUACUAUUUAAUACAAGACAUUUACAACAAAGUUCUACUAUUCAAUACAAGACAUGUACAACAAUGUUCUACCAUUAAAUACAAGACAUUUACAACAACGUUCUACUAUUUAAUACAAGACAUUUACAACAAAGUUCUACUAUUUAAUACAAGACAUUUACAACAAAAUUCUACUAUUUAAUACAAGACACGUACAACAAAGUUCUACUGUUUAAUACAAGACAUUUAUAACAGUUCUACUAUUUAAUACGAGACAUUUACAGCAAAGUUCUAUUUAAUACAAGACAUGUACAACAACGUUCUACUAUUUAAUACAUGUACAACAAAGUUCUACUGUUUAAUACAAGACAUGUACAACAAAGUUCUACUAUUUAAUACAAGACAUGUACAACAACGUUCCACUAUUUAAUACAAGACAUUUACAACAAAGUUCUACUAUUUAUAUAUUUAAUACAAGACAUUUACAACAAAGUAUGUGUGCAACAGUUCUACUAUGUAAUACAAGUACUACUAAGUUCUUACGGGUAUUACAUUGUACAUGACCGCAGUAGGUUUUAUACCUUCAUGUUCUGUCCAAAAUGGUUUUUAAGAAAAUAACCGAUAGAAGUGUGUAACUCCCAACAUUUAUCAUGUUAUUUUGAAAUGUUUGUUCAACAUUUUGCUUUUUGGUGGUUUUUGUGAUAUAUUGUAUUGUAAUCAGAACAACUAGUCAUGCAUGAAUGACUGCUAUUAGUGUUUUGUUUUGUGAUUUGCUCUGAGGGAGUUUUUUUUUGCUAAUAGUGUUUCUCUCGGGUCAAUUUAAUGAGAGAACUAUUUGCGUUGAAGUAUUGGGAUUAUGUGCAACAGAAGGAAAUUGUUGAUCUUGGUUUUCAGCCAAAAGAAGAAAUCUAGACAAAACAAUAGUCUGGAUUAAAGCCAUUAUAGACUAUACAUGUACAUCAGGUCCAACAAUUAUCAUUCUAAAAAUUGUGUUUUAAACGUAUCGGCACAGGGUUAUUUUUAACACAAAAUCCACGUAUAUGUUAAUGUAACAGUCUACGUCGAUAAACAUUUUUUAUUGUUAUGUAUAUACUAUUCAGUCAUAUUAUCAGAUUGGACAGAACUCUGUCUCUUUGAAUAUUGAAUGAUAAUUAUCGACAUUUUGACCUAUUAUUAGGUUACAUGUAGUAUUUAUUGAGAAUUUUUCAAGACAUUAUCCUUUGACGGGCUAUCGUUUACCGACAUAUUGUCUUAAAAUUUACAUAUUGUAUACAUUAUAUAUUUAAUGGAUUUUGUUUUUUGAUUUAAAGGGUGUUUUAUUUAUGAAAAGCUUGGAAUAGCUUGACUCACAAUCUAUGUACAGUUCAUAAAGAAACAAUGUACAUAAAGUAAAUUUACUAAAGAAACUUGAUACAUGUACGAAAUGGACCAUUGGUGACAAAACAUGUAUCAUUAUGUCAGAGUUUGUGUCAAACAAUGAUAUUUAUUAUCCUAUAUAUGAACCUUAUUUAUCAGAUCAUGAAAUAUAAUUUAUUUACAUGUUUUUAAAACAUCCUCAUCAUUAAUUAAUUUCACUUUAUGUAACAUUCCAUUUGGUACUCCAAUUUUGUUUCCAGAUCUGAUUUUUAUGCCUUUUAUUUAAUAUUUUUCUUGUGCAAUACUACAAUACAUUCUAGUCCCUAUACUGGUAUCUUCAUCUGAAAUUUAAUAUUUAUUUCCGACAAAAUGAUUAUGAUCUGUGUAUAACUAUAUAUUUUAUCCACUUUGAUAUAAUAAGUGCUAAUCAAUUGAUCUUUUUUUGUUUGGAAGUGGAUUACCAUAGGUAAAUAUUCUAGACAACUUCCUGUAAAUUGAUUUUGUGUUAAUAUUUUUUGUGUUUUCAUUAUUUAUCUCUGAACAGGUGCUUGUUCAUUUAUGAAUAUUAACAAGUUUCCUUAGUUAUGGGUUUUUAUUGUCAUUAUUAUUAAACAAAGUGAAGGACUUCUGUUAUUUAUGUAAGUUAUUGUUAAAGAUACUCUAUAUUAAUGACUGCCAAAUGAAUCUCCACAAUCUACAAAACCUACCCGUUAUAUCUUAUGAAGGGUAAUCUCAGCUUGAAUCAUUAGUUCAUGCCACACUUGAAAAGUGCAGAGAUUGAUAUCACUGUUUAUCGUGCAGAAAUUAACGAUACUCCAAUAAUCGUGCAGAGAUUGAUAACCCUUUGGUAUUGGUACAGAGAUUUAUAACUCUGGUAUUGGUACAGAGAUUAAUAACUCUGGUAUUGAUGCAGAGAUUUAUAACUCUGGUAUUGGUACAGAGAUUUAUAACUCUGGUAUUGGUACAGUGAUUGAUAACUCUGGUAUUGAUACAGAGAUUUAUAACUCUGGUAUUGAUACAGAGAUUUAUAACUCUGGUAUUUGGGCAGAGAUUGAUGACAUUCCAAUGUUCAUUACAGAGAUUCUGACAGAUAUUCUGAUAUUUAAUACAGAGAUUUGUAACACAUGGUAGCGUAAGGGGAUCCAACUUUUAAUAAGAGGGUUAGUGGCCUCAGUGACGCCAAUACAGAAUUAGGAUUUGUGAUGGAUUGUUUAUCUGUUUUAAACUCAUUUCCCCUUAAAGUCAUCUUUUUACCUUACCAAAUCAAGGACUGGGCAAGUCCAGUUUAGAUAUGUAGGGGUGAAUGAGAUAAUCAGUAAUCAGAUCGGAUGUCUGGCCCGUUUCAAAUCUAGCAAUUUCAUCUGAUAUAGCAUUUUCAUAUUCCAGGGGUUAAGCUUUCUGGUAUUCUCUGCACCCCAGGAAUUUGUCAAGGCAAAACUGAAGGCUCCGGGUUAGUUAUUUGAUUGGUUCAAGUAAGAAAAAAACCUGACAAAUCACUCGGCAGAUAUCUGUCGUUUGAAGAUUAUAGAUGGGGAAACACCUGAUUUCAAAGCCGGGAAAUUUUAACAUUAUGCUUGCUGCGAUUCUUUGACGUACACCAAAGGAUCAAACUAGUCUUCUCGUGUCAUCCACACGUUUGAGCAUACAGAGCCGUUGAUUUUGACAUGACAUACUCCAGGGAUGCAUAGUGACUACACAAUAUUGAAUGAUACUAAAUCAGAAAAUUCACUGCCCAGCUGAUGAGACAAAUCACAAAUACAUGUUUCCCCAUAGAUUUUUCUGCCUAUUUGUUUCUUUAUUGAUUUUUACAGAAAUGGCAUGCAUGUUAUGUAUGAAUAUGUACUUAGUGUUGAUUACUUCGACAAUGGCGUAAAAUAUCAGUGAUAGUUGAUUUUCAUGCUUUUGCAUUGAAAUAAAUCAGGAUUAAGGAUUAUACAUGUAACCUAUUUAAUGGCCUCUUCCUGCCUAUAAUUUCUUCAAACAUUUUUUUUCUAUGUUUUACAUAAUUAUUUUGACAUUCCAUUCAAUUUUAUCAUUCCAUUCAGAGUGCGGGCUUAAGAUAUUGGUGUUUUUGGGGCCAACUACUAAAUUGAUUCAAUAGUGUUAUACAAUGUUGUGUCAUCUUCGAUACAAAUGUCUAGUCUUCUUGGGUCUGCCUACGUUUAACCAUGUGGAUGGCUAUUUUUUUGUCAAGAUUAAUCUCUAUAAAAAUAUGGAAUUACUGUUCAACUUUCUAUCUGCAAAAUGUCGUGCGUUUGUACAGAAAACAAUACUGCUUUUUUUUCUGGAAUAUGUUAAUUAGCAUAACCGAUAUAUUUUUAAUUAUAUUUCUAAACAAGGUUUUACACAGCUAGAUUAGAUUAUAUCACACAGCUGUGAUCUGAUGUUGGAGGGAUGUUUCUACCUCUUCCUGAAAACAGACAUCAUCAACAUAUUCGCAUGCAGAUACUAAAUGCACUUGAUCUUUGAGGGUUAAUCGUCAUGUUUUGUUUGUAAAUAGAUAUCGCUGGGGAAAAUAUACGAAAAUAUGCAUUCUGCCAACAACAUCAUAAGAGUGACUUUUCACCGUAUUUUUCCUCGGAAAGACUCAAUUCUGUGUCUGCAGUCAAAAGAAUUACUGAUUCAUAAAGUUCAGUCAAGUUUCUUACAGAAUUGUGUAUUGUGGUUUUGUGAUAAGUUUAAAAAACUGGUACAGUAUAUAUUUAUAUUGCUGGUGGUGUGUUGUGUAUUGCUGUGCCCAUUAGUGUCUACGCUAAUUUUGUGUUCUUCAGUGAAGAUAAAAAUAGUAAAUUUGAUGGAUUUGUAUUCAUGUGUAUAGUUAGAUAGAUUUAUUGAGAAGUUAAUUUUUGUUUCUCAAAAUUCGGAUUUAAGACAUUGACCAGAGUCAGAUAUUACACAAAAAGUUGGGGUAUGAAAUUUCAAGUUAUCAUUUGUCUUAGAAGGACAACAUUUGGUGUUUUUCCAUUAUAUCAGAAUCAAAGUAUUUUUUUGUACAAUGGAUUACCAAGUAUUUUUUUUGUACAAUGGAUU
Messenger RNA from Mizuhopecten yessoensis (Yesso scallop), 8127 nucleotides. Its product is annotated as mushroom body large-type Kenyon cell-specific protein 1-like. Bases 24 to 2021 code for a protein of 665 amino acids. Gene Ontology annotation, cellular component: nucleus. NCBI's taxonomy places the organism in Eukaryota, Metazoa, Mollusca, Bivalvia, Pectinida, Pectinidae. The record is from RefSeq and is a predicted model, not a curated record. The transcript has 6 exons. Gene Ontology annotation, molecular function: DNA binding. Gene Ontology annotation, biological process: regulation of transcription by RNA polymerase II.